Naegleria fowleri is the source of this 1335-nucleotide messenger RNA. RefSeq lists its product as uncharacterized. NCBI's taxonomy places the organism in Eukaryota, Heterolobosea, Eutetramitea, Acrasida, Naegleriidae. The transcript has 2 exons. The coding region runs from base 1 to 1335 and encodes 444 amino acids. The record is from RefSeq and is a predicted model, not a curated record.
AUGCAUUCAUAUACUCUUCCACCACCUUAUAAUCCUGGAUGGUCAAAUGAUGGUGUUACUACUAUAAGACGCCUGUUGGCUCAUACUUCAGGAAUUAUAUCACUUGGAAUUAUGCCUUAUACUCCAGUAGAUGGUGCUCCACUUCCAACCACUAGUCAAUUGAUAUCAUCUCAAUCGUUCCCGAUAAUUUCGGUCAAUGCAAACAUUCCGACAACAAGUGCUGUAGUAAUUGCAAAGAAGCGAACGAUUGAAAAUCAAAACACCAAAAUGAAUCACCUUGCUGCAAAGACACAAGAAUACAAAAAUGUCAUCAAAUCAUUGAAAGCAAAAAUUUCUCGACGAGAUACUAAAAUUAAGAAAUUCGAAGAAUUAAUUGAGGAAAAAGAUCAAAAACAUUAUUUGAUAGAACUUCUCUCGGUUGCACUAGAGGAAGGAAAAUUACACGAAACCCAGUUCUUUUAUCAAUUAUUAGAAAAUACUUUGCAAAAUUUGGUUUCAAAGAAAAAUGUUAACGGUUUUCGAUACAAAGAGUGUAUUAUUUGUUGGUGUUUAUUACUUCGAUUUUAUGGUGGCUCUCGUUUGUGGAAUGUCUUGAAAGGAAAUUCCACUGGCGACAUUAUAACAUCCGAAAACGCAUUGGAUAAGCUUAAUUUAUUGCUUCCAUCUAUCUCAACAAUUAAGAGCUAUCUUUCCGACUUGUCUUUUGGAAAACUUGCUGACAAUGAUUUGAAAGAUGUUGUUAAAGCCAUGGCAAUGAAUAAUAUUAGUAACAAGAUUAUAAUUUCAUAUGAUGAAAUAGAAAUUAGAGGAGGGUUAUGUGUGAUGAAAAGCAUUGGAAAAGUGAUUGGAUUUACUAAUUGCAAUGAAAAAUCUUUUGAAGAUAUAUAUAAUUCAAAAAAAGAAAUUACACCAGACUAUAUUGCUCGUCAUAUGUGCCAAUUUUUCGCUACAACUAUUGACGGUGAGAUGUCCUUUCCUAUUUGCUUUGGUGGUCAUAAAUCAAACCAUUAUGAAUUUAUUACAGAGAAAAUGACAGAAAUUAGAGAUCAAUUUAAACGAACUUCAUAUGGAAAUUAUGCUCUAGAAGUGGUUGGAGGUUGUAGUGAUGGCUUAGCUGGCAAUUAUCAAUUUGUAAUCUCUCAAACUAAUGAAAAUUAUGUUCAUCUUUUUGAUUGGUCUCAUUUGCUCAAACGGUUGAGAAAUCGUUUAUUGAAAGGGGAUGAUUUGAUUAUCGAUAAUGAGAGUUUUUCAAUGAAUACAUUAUUGAAAAUUAGAAAUGAACCCCAAUUGCAAGAUUGGGUAACGGAAAGCAUUAUUUAUCCUGUCGAUAUAUGA